GGUUCCCACAUGUGUCUAUACUGGUGUCAGUAAAGGCAACAACGAAGUUGUGAUUAGUGCUGGAUUUUUAAAAAUAUGUUACAUUAUCUGAAAAUGCAGCGUUUAAAAUUAUUUUAUUGCUUUGGAAGCCGAAGCCUGUCCAGGAUUUUGUACAGGUACAGAAACAAUUAUAUUGGAAUUUCUAAAGUGUGUACAACUAGCAGGCUACAAUUAUUCACAAACACACAAACUUUCCACAACAAGAAACAAAUAUUCUUAACAGAUAAAUUGCAUCUGUCUGUAACUGAAACAGAAAAGUGUACAAGGCAGAGUGAAAAGAAAGGUAGGCAUUCACGAAAAUAUACGUCUGUAGAGCCUAACAUUGCUGAAGAGGAAUUUGUUUUUCUCGACCUCGAAGCUGGGGCGAAUACAACAGAAAAAGAUGAUGUUUACAAAGCACCCAUCGCAGAAGAUUGUUUACCAAAGAGCAAAGAUAAAAAGACAACAACGCAAAUACGUCAGAAAUCUCUGGAACAGAGAGCGAAUUAUUUGGAGCCACGGGUGACCACGAAAAUAGAAGCAGAGUCAGACAUUGAAUUCAUUGACAUAGGGUUUCCACUUUCUGACUCGGUUCUGAAAAAGGAAAAAACACAGAAGCAGCACAAAAUGUAUGGAAGUCCAGAUGUGCAGGUCCCGUUUAGCGACGCUUGCUGUUCAGGGUGUGGUGCUGUGAUGCACUGCACAGACCCAACGUUAGCAGGGUAUAUGCCCAGUGAGAAAUACAAGCUGUUGACUGAAGAAAACAAAUUGGGAAACGCUGUUUGUCAGCGUUGUUUUUUGCUCGUUCAUCAUCAAAAAGCAUUAGAUGUUCAAGUUUCCAAAGAAGAGUACAGGAAAAUAGUGAGUGGGAUACGUGCCGAAAAGGCGCUGGUGUUACUAAUCGUUGACUUGCUUGAUUUACCCAAUUCUAUUAUUUCUGGUUUGCUGGACCUUGUUGGAGAAAGAAAAAAUAUAGUGGUGUUAGGAAACAAAGUAGACCUUCUACCCGGUGAUUCACAGAACUAUUUAAAACGCAUCAAAGAGCAGCUGUUUCAGUACUGUGUUAAGGAAGGGAUUUACACUGGAAAUAACAUCAAGGAUGUUAACCUUGUAAGUGCUAAAACUGGCUAUGGGAUAGAGAACCUAAUAUCAAGCCUUCAGAAAUCCUGGAAAUAUAAAGGGGACGUUUAUUUGGUCGGGACCACAAAUGCAGGGAAAUCAACGCUGUUCAACACCUUAUUGGAAUCCGAUUAUUGUAAAUCGAAAGCGCCAGAAGCUAUUGGUAAAGCAACCAUUUCCCCAUGGCCAGGCACCACAUUAAACCUUUUAAAAUUUCCAAUCAUGAACCCGACGCCUUACCGAAUGUUUAAGAGAUCGAAGAGACUGAGAAACGAUGCUUCCCAGACUGAGAACGACCUCAGUGAAACAGAGCUCAGGCAUGUGAAUCAACUCAAGAGACAGGGAUAUUUAGUAGGGCGAGUUGGAAGAACUUUUUGGUCAGCUACACCAGACAACGAAAAUGUGGAUAUGCUACACUUUGAACAUGAAGACCUUAGUCUUAGUGCGGCACUGGAGGAAUCCAAUAGAGUUUCCAAACCACCUGACCCAGCACAGUUCACUGAUAAUGAACUCAAAUAUGCCCACUGGUUAUAUGACACCCCAGGAAUCGUAAAAGAAGAUUGUGUUCUGAAUUUGCUUAUUGAGAAGGAACUCAAGAUGGUAGUGCCGACGCAUUCCAUUGUACCCAGAACAUUCGUUCUCCAACCAGGGAUGGUGUUGUUUUUAGGUGCUUUGGGACGCAUUGACUUUCUUAAGGGAGAACGAGCCUGUUGGCUUUCUGUCAUUGCCUCGAAUCUUCUUCCAGUUCAUAUCACCAGCCUGGAGAAAGCAGAUGACAUCUACAACAAGCAUGCUGGGAACACACUUUUGGGGGUUCCCAUUGGAGGGGAAGAGCGAAUGAAACAGUUCCCACCACUUAUUCCUAAAGAUAUUGAUCUGAAGGGGAUAGGACCUGAUCAGGCUGUGGCUGAUAUCAAACUCUCAUCUGCAGGCUGGGUGGCUGUAACUGCUCAAUUAGAUGAUGCGCUUCAGUUCCGGGUGUACACUCCUGCAGGAACCGGGUCGACAGUGCGCAGCCCUCCUUUGCUGCCCCACAUUGUGCACGUUAAAGGAGAACGAAUUAGAAAGACACCAAGCUACAGAACCAAAAAACCAGAGCCUCUGUUGGUUGACAGAUAUUCCUUUUCAGAUGGGGCUGUUAAAGGAAAGCUGAAGGGAAAAAAAUAACCAUGGUUCCCUAGAAAAGCAUUUCAACCAUUUUACAAACAAAUGAAUACACGUUCUAAUGGAGACAGUGAAAUAGGCUAUUUAUAUUAGCACCAGUAUAAUGAAUUCACAUAAAGGCAUGAGAAAACCCAUUUGGGGCGAUGGUGAUUACAUUGAUAUUAAAUGGGUAAAUACAGCAGUGUUGAAUUGGAGAAAUAAAAUACAACAAUGCUGCAUUGAAGCUGUAUACAGAUACACUGUGGCCUCUCAUCACUUAGUCUUCUAUUGAAUUCAAGCAGUUUGGUUGAGCAUAAAAAAUAUAGUAGUUUAAUUUCCUGACUUAUUUAAAAGCGCCAAAUUGCAAAUUCCUAAACAGUCUAACAGGAAUGUAAAAUUGUCAAUAUAGUAUUAUAUCCAGGUAUGUAACUGGUUUCCUGAAUUUAAGACCUCAAGAGACAGCGUCCCUGUGUGUAACAAGGACCCGAAGUACUGCCGGCUUGUAUCAGAGAAGUUUCUUUGCGUUUUGUAUUCAAUGGUAAUAAACAAGGUUCUUAGCAUAGCAAUGGACUCAUCAGUCUCUUGUUUUCCAAACUUUUUCACUUAAGCCUUGUAUUACUUUUACUUCCUGUGUUAAAAGCAGUAAGAACCUACAUGAGGUCACACAGUUUGUUACAGGUAUCAAAGAAAACAAGUGUAGUUGUGUUUUACCUGUAAUAGAGGGAUAGAGUGGCUUCACCUGAAUCAGAGCAAAACAGGAGGGACCUGAAGGUUUGUUCAUUACACCUUUAGAUGGUUUUUAAACUGAUUUUAUUGUGUAUUGUCUGAUUUGUGUAUAUGAAUGUGUUUUUUUUUUAAAAUAAUAAAUGUAACUCAAUUCACCUAUAUUGUUUCUUGCUAUUGAUAAACAAGUAGACAAACAUUUUGUUAAUGCUGCCUUCUCCAAGAUAGAGGGGUUAUUUUUUACCUGCUUUAACAGUAGGAGUCAAUUAGAAAUUGGAUUGACACAUAUACUAAUAGGUAGCCAGACAGGAGCCUCCAUAUAUCUGCAGAUUGUGAUCCUCUCAAUGACCUGUGCUAGUGCACAUACCAGGUUUAAGGAUAUACAGGGCGAUUGUAUAUGCAUGGUGCGUUGACGUGGUAAACUUACUUUCUAAUGUAAAGGUGAUGUAUGGGUAAUAUUAUGAGGCAAAUCAUCAAUACAUCUAGGAUGGCUGCACAUAUUUAAAGAUCUAACACAAUUUAAAAUUAAGUUGCAUAUCGUCUGUAGAUUUUCAUUCAGAGUAAGAAUAUAGUAUGGUAUAGUAAGUUUGGCAGAUUGUUGAAUAACACGGAAAGAAGUUUGAAUGCAAUUUAAGAUACAUGUGUUUGCAGGUUUGAACACGGUUAGUUUUAAAAGGAGAUUAUCACAGGAGGUAAAGUAACUGGCAAAUGCAAGAUUGCAUUUAAUUGCACUGACGUCGACCGUCUGAACACAAUCGCACAUUGCUGGAGGAACUGAUGCGCUCAAGAGAUAACAUAGGAAGCACAAAGAUCAAAGGGCCACACCAAGAUAACACCAUCUUAGGCAGUGUGAACCAAAACCAGUUUUCUUUACAAGUACAUGAGACUCUCCAAAGGGGGUUACCUGGGGUGACUGAACCCACAAAGAGAAGGAAGGAGGGGUCUUAAUCAAGGUGCACUCAGCUCAGCUCACUUCUCUCUUUCACUAAGACUAGUAUUGGAGACUUAUCUAUCGAGAAAGUCCUGGAGGAUCAAAUCUACAGUAUUGCACUAUUAUUUUGUUGUGUUUUGAACUUAAGUUUUGCACCGUAUAGUUUGAAUAUGAAAGUGUGAUCUGUACUGUUUUG
This is a messenger RNA of Polyodon spathula (Mississippi paddlefish), 4130 nucleotides long. It is a transcript of the gene noa1, whose product is annotated as nitric oxide associated 1. The transcript has 7 exons. Bases 76 to 2304 code for a protein of 742 amino acids. Gene Ontology annotation, molecular function: GTP binding. The record is from RefSeq and is a predicted model, not a curated record. NCBI's taxonomy places the organism in Eukaryota, Metazoa, Chordata, Actinopteri, Acipenseriformes, Polyodontidae.